Molecule: messenger RNA, 2119 nt
Organism: Lactuca saligna
Lineage: Eukaryota; Viridiplantae; Streptophyta; Magnoliopsida; Asterales; Asteraceae
Source: the annotation of a GenBank genome assembly
CCAACUAAUAAAAGAAUCGUUCCACUCACCCAAGAUUUUGUCAGGUUUCUAUGUUUUGAACACUUUUCUACUUAAUCCAAUCACACACUACUCUUUCUACCUAUAAAUUAACCAGGGAAAUCCGGUCAUAUCGAACAAAAUCAAGAGCAUCAUCAUCCACCUCUAACAGAUUCUCUCUGUACAUCGCUAAAAAAAUGCUGCGAUUAUCAAUCCGACGAGUGAGACCUUUGAAUCCUCAAAUAUUUGCCCUAAAAAAUUGUAAUCUCUCUACCGCUACUGAGCAGUCUGUGAGACACAGCGAUCCUCUGAAAGUCCCAAACCUAAUCGGAGGCAGCUUUGUAAACUCACAAUCAUCUGAUUUUAUUGAUGUUAUAAACCCAGCAACACAGCAAGUUGUUUCUCAGUUACCCUUGACAAAACAUGAGGAGUUUAAAGCUGCAGUAUCUGCAGCCAAACAAGCUUUUCCAUCAUGGCGUAACACACCAAUCACCACCAGACAACGUGUCAUGUUAAAGCUUCAAGAACUUAUCAGAAGAGACAUGGAUAAGCUUGCCAUGAACAUUACUACAGAGCAAGGAAAGACAUUGAAGGAUGCACAGGGUGAUGUGUUUCGUGGACUAGAGGUUGUGGAACAUGCAAGUGGCAUGGCAUCUUUACAAAUGGGAGAAUUUGCUUCAAACGUAUCUCAUGGAAUUGAUACUUAUAGCAUCAGAGAGCCUCUUGGUGUUUGUGCUGGUAUAUGCCCCUUCAAUUUCCCAGCAAUGAUUCCCUUGUGGAUGUUUCCAGUUGCUGUUACUUGUGGUAACACUUUCGUUCUAAAGCCAUCAGAAAAAGAUCCAGGGGCUUCUAUGAUGCUUGCAGAACUUGCAAUGGAAGCUGGUUUACCAAAUGGUGUUUUGAAUAUUGUUCAUGGCACCAAUGAUAUUGUUAAUGCCAUUUGUGAUGAUGAAGACAUUAAAGCUAUAUCAUUUGUUGGUUCAAACACUGCUGGGAUGCAUAUAUACUCAAGAGCAUCAGCAAAAGGGAAACGUGUUCAGUCAAAUAUGGGAGCUAAAAAUCAUGGAAUUGUGAUGCCUGAUGCAAAUAUUGAUGCUACUUUAAAUGCUUUAGUUGCUGCUGGAUUUGGAGCUGCAGGACAAAGGUGUAUGGCUUUAAGCACUGUAAUCUUUGUUGGAGAUGCAACACAAUGGGAAAAUGAGUUAGUGAAGCGUGCGAAAAACUUAAAAGUAAAUGCAGGAGUAGAACCUGAUGCUGACCUAGGUCCAGUUAUUAGCAAACAGGCAAAAGAACGAGUGUGCAGAUUGAUUCAGAGUGGAGUUGAAAGUGGUGCUAAACUACUGCUUGAUGGAAGAGAUAUUGUGGUUCCAGGAUAUGAACAAGGGAACUUUGUUGGGCCCACAAUCUUGUCUGGUGUUACUGAAGAUAUGGAAUGUUACAAGGAGGAAAUAUUUGGUCCAGUUCUUAUUUGCAUGCAGGCCGACAGCUUGGAAGAAGCCAUAAAUAUUUCCAACAGAAAUAAGUAUGGCAAUGGGGCAGCUAUCUUCACAUCAUCUGGUGUGGCUGCUAGAAAAUUUCAAACUGACAUCGAAGCAGGGCAGGUUGGGAUAAAUGUUCCGAUUCCAGUUCCGUUACCGUUUUUCUCGUUUACGGGGUCGAAGGCGUCAUUUGCUGGUGACCUUAACUUCUACGGGAAGGCAGGGGUUAACUUUUAUACACAGAUCAAGACUGUGACUCAGCAAUGGAAGGAUUUACCGGGUGGUUCGGGUGUUUCACUUGCAAUGCCAACUUCUCAAAAAUCUUCAUAAUUGAAUGUGUUAUUUUUUCAACUUGUUAAAUGUUGUAUGGAUAAAUGGUAUUUAAAUAAGAGUAAUAAAGUAAUCGCAAUAUUUGUCUCUGAGCUAAAGUUUUUCACUUUCUUUAAAAUAGGCACAAAGUUGACAGUGGGAAUUGGCAAAACUGGUCUAUAUUUAAGACAUUUUUCGGAUGUUAAACCAGAUGUACACUUUUUGUGUUCAACUUGGUCUAGUUUGAUGUUGAAUUCAUAAACAAUUGCAGGUUGUUUGCACCUGAAUUGUCAUCAAAAUAAAGUGUUUGUAUGUUAGAGUUUGGGAGGAGCAGG